AUGCGCGGAAUUUUACUCUAUCUCGUUGUUGGCUUAUUUUUACUAAUAUCAGAAUCAUUGUCUCAAGUCAAAAUCAAAUGCUAUAACUGCAUUGCUCCACUGAACACAGAGGACAUGACACGCUACUGUAAUUCUAGUCUGUACUGCGAAGGUGAAUACUGUACAAAGGGUCCCGAUGCGAAAUCUAAUGGAAUUUACCAUGGCUGCUCCGAUACCCCACCAUUAGAUAAAGCUGGAACAGAUUGUAAAUGGGUAACAAAGAAGACUGGAAUGUUCAAUAAUUGCUAUUGCAAGAACAUUGAUUAUUGCAAUUCGUCAAAUCCAUCAACUUUGCAUAACUCAAUUAUCGUUACAGCUCUUGGUGCUCAGAGCAUCCAUACAUCUGCGAACCAACAAUGCCCAUCGACAGUAUGGCGAUUGUCGGUGUUAUUGCUCUGA
Molecule: messenger RNA, 438 nt
Organism: Caenorhabditis bovis
Lineage: Eukaryota; Metazoa; Nematoda; Chromadorea; Rhabditida; Rhabditidae
Source: the annotation of a GenBank genome assembly